Messenger RNA from Schizosaccharomyces osmophilus, 2100 nucleotides. RefSeq names its product RNA-binding protein, rrm type (gene mug24). The transcript has a single exon. Gene Ontology annotation, biological process: mRNA splicing, via spliceosome. Gene Ontology annotation, molecular function: mRNA binding. Bases 1 to 2100 code for a protein of 699 amino acids. NCBI's taxonomy places the organism in Eukaryota, Fungi, Ascomycota, Schizosaccharomycetes, Schizosaccharomycetales, Schizosaccharomycetaceae. Gene Ontology annotation, cellular component: cytoplasmic stress granule. The record is from RefSeq and is a predicted model, not a curated record.
AUGAAGGACUCCAUCACUUCCUGCCACGACGACAGUCAACCGAAAGAUCAAGGUAUGGUCGUACACAUCGUACCAUGCGAAACUAUUCAAACGACGGGAUUGAAUAUGAAAGAAGAAUUACUUUUUGAAAAGGAAGAAGAUACCUCUCAUGUGUUGAAAAGCGGCUUUCUAGAAGAACAAGGUGAUCAAUUGUUGAAUUGUGAAGAGGAAGAACAGUCGAAGUCAUUCGAUUCAUACUCUACUUCCAGUUCCCUUAACUCUCCCAAUGAUAUUGAAUUUUUUGAGGAUUCGAACGUGCCGAAGGAUCUUUGCGAAAAGAAGAAGCAGGAGCUGGUUGUUGAUCCAAUAGAAAAGGAUGAAGUUGCUCUCUCCGGCACAAGUGAACAAUCUCAACCAAAAUUUGUUGAAAACAAAUUAGAAAAGCACUCUUCUCUUUCUGUUUCUAAUUCUGCUCCUGCUUCUAAUCUUUCUUCAAAUUCCGUUCCUUCUUUGUCUACCAACUCAACUUCUGGAAAUAUGUACUAUGGCCCUAACCCAUAUUAUCCCAUUCAAAUCAUUCCAUUUAUCGAUAAUCCUUACCCAGCCCAUCCCGUUCAAUGCACCCCGUUUCAACCGAUGUCUUCUUCGUCUCCCCCAUUUGCUUCCCAACCGCCAGAUCCAAAGGAUGCUUUGAAUUCACCCUAUCAAGAAACAAAGUACUUGGCCGACUUUCGAGUUUUGAUUCUGAGUAAUCUUCCUUCUGAGUAUAAGAUAAGCGACCUUCUCUCACAAAUUCAUGCUGGCCCGUUGGAAAGGGUACAACAAAAACUCGAGAAAAACAAGGUGAUUUUGUCUUUUUUAUAUGCAGAAGAUUCUUUAAAGUUUCACGAAUAUUAUAAUCGUCGAAGAUUCCAGUUUCAAAGUCGCUCUUUAAAGGUUACUUUUGCCAGGCCAUGCCGUCUCUCAGAGUCCGUAUUUAACGUUUGUAACAAUAUGGCCGCGAGUAGAAAUGUCUUUAUUGGAAACCUUCCAGCUUCGUUUGGCGAACAUGAACUAGUCGAUCAUUUUGGCAAAUUUGGUGAGAUCGAUAGUGUGAAAAUAUUAUCCAGAAAGAACAUUGCGUUCAUCCACUAUUUGAAUAUCAAAGAUGCAAUUCGUGUUGUGCAAACGUUGUCCUCUGAUCCCGCCUAUCAUGCUUGGAGAAUUUUCUAUGGUACUGACCGUUGUGAACAUCGUGGUACGAGCACGUAUACUCCUACAUACGGCUCUCCGAAACCGUCUUCCUCUUCCCUUUCUGUGAGCUCUAAUCCUGAAUUGAAAGAGCCUAUUUCUGAUAUGUCUCAAAAUUCCGACGUAGAAAACCGGACUGUUUUCCUGGGCAAUUUGGAUGCUAAAGUAAAAGGCUCAGAAAUAUGUGAUCUCAUUCACUGUGGGCCUUUACAGGAUUUUCACUAUAUUCCCGAAAAGCAUAUAUGCUUUGUUACAUUCGUGGACGUUGCCGAUGCGAAAGCCUUCCACUCUUACAUUUUAAAUGAAACGGUUAUCCUUCAUGGACGUCGUAUCAAGUCUGGAUGGGGGAAAGAAAGCGGCCAUUUGCCACGUGUGCUGGAAACAUCAAUUUCUAUGGGUGCUUCCCGUAAUGUCUACUUUAGCAAAGUCAGUGACUCUUUCACCAAAAAGGAGUUGGAAUUAUUGCUACGCCAAUAUGGUGAAAUCGAAAGUAUAAAAUAUUUGAAGCAACCAAACACUGGGUUUGUCAGCUACACAAAUAUCUCGAAUGGCAUGAAAGCGUUUCAUGGAUUACCUUUACAACCAGCUUUCCAGAAGAGUAAAAUACAAUAUGCUCGUGAUCGGUGUGAUAAAUCUGACUCUUAUAUUUCAUCCCCACACAAUAACUCCCCUUCAUUGAGCACAAUGCAAACACAACAACCCAUUUUACCUUCUGCUGUCCCAUUUACUAUUCCAAUGUAUCCUCCUAUAUUUACAGCACCUUCGAAUAUCAAACAAGAUACGAAUUCUUCUACUCAGUAUGUCCCUCCGUUUGCUCCUUAUCCUAAUAUGUAUGGAUCUAUGUCUCCGUACCAAGCUCAACAAUCUACUCAAAUGCAAAAUCCUAAAUGA